AUGAAACCACGUAACCCGCUCAUUCUCAUCCGGGAUGAAAGCACGAGACGUCAACGCAUCCUUGCUGUCGAAAGCCAGACACGAUCAGCGCUCGAAGAGAUGUUUGUUGACGGACAGCUGAAGAUUCACAAUGAUACAAAGAAACAGUUUUUGGAGACGGCGGCAGUUCUCGCGACCAUCUCAAAAGACACCAAUCGCAACAUGGCGCUGCGAAGUGGUGAGAAUGGAAAUAUAUCAACGAAAACGAGCUUUGUGAGCGUCGAUCCUUCUUUGCACCCAUCAAGCGCCACCAAACAAACUUAUGUUGAAGCUGAGAGACCGAUUCCGCUUUCGCGGCCGAAGCCGGUUCCUCUUGGCGGCCAGUCCUUGACGAGCCGUGAACACCAAUUACAACGAAGACAACACAGGAUCCCCUCAGUGGUGUCGGAGGGUGACGGAUUUAUUCACGUUGUCUUCGAGGCGGCUAAGGAUCCGGCGCUAAGCGAGCAACAUAUAGAGGCGUAUCUCCAGUCACUCAAGACACAAUACAUAUUAGAGAGCCUAUCUAGGCGUGAGGUGCAACUUGAAGAGACCCAGAAGUUUUCAAAAAUAAUUCAGAGAAUGUUCGAAGACCGGAUGGUGCGGGGGCAGAUUUCUCGCUAUCGGCAGCGACGGGAGGAAGAGUUAUGGGAGACCCUUCAAGAUAUACAAACAUGUAUAGAGAAGGAGGAAGUGCGGCGCAACUUGAUCGUCAGCCAAGAGAGUCUUGAUAGGAGGCGAAUACAGGGCCGAUUCGGCGAAACUGAAAAUGAUAAAUAUGAUGAGGACUACGAAGAACUCCAUACACAUCACUGGGUGUCUACCGCAUACUUCCUCGCACGUGAGCAAAUGAAUUUACAGGAAAGCGCGAGCCGGCAGAAGGUGUACUUGGAAGUAGCCAGGGAGCGCCACGACUUUGACAUGCAGUGGAAGCAGCUAGUUGCAGGGAUUGCGAAAACCCCAGUGCCACAGCCGCUAACAGACUCUGUAACCACAUCUCAAUCUAGAGCAUCAGCAUCUCCAUCUCCAUCUCCAUCGCCACCCCCGCAGCGUUCCACAAACAUCAUGAGGGAAUGGGAUGAUCAGAUGGAUAAACUCAUGGAUGACGAGAUUUAUAGCCUAAUACAUAUCCUCCAAAAGUAUAAAAGAGUGAGGACAAACGCAACGGUUCUAGACAGUGCGGCACAUGGGAAUAGCCCCAUAUGGAACAGCUGCCUAAAUGACCACAUAUAUCAAAGUAUAGGGAUCACAAAUCAAUCGCCAAUUCCUAAACGGGAUUCAUCCAUACAACUUGCACAGGCAAUUUACCUAUCAUGCAUAGAAGCUGCAAGUACCUUAGAACAAGAAGAGGAUGCAGCUAGAGACGAUAUACUGGACAAUGAAAUUAACAGCUUCAUGAAACUCCUCCGAACAGCUGAAAAGAAAAUAAUCAUACAACAAUACCGCCAAGGUGAUGAUGAUCUUGCACAAACCACAUCGCCCCAGCACAACCAGGAGGAAAUACAAUGUCCAAGGGCGCAUACGGAUUCACUAGAUACAACUUCACUAGAACGCUACAUUGCACGCAGCGAAAUAGAGGAAAAACAAGAAAUUCACAACACUCCACCCCGCACACUAGAACAAAGCGCGGCGGAGGAUGAGGAGUCUGAUUGCCGUGGCGACUUGGCCUCGGACGAGCAGGNAGCAUGGUUCGAGCUUGAGCGUGACGCCGUGGACGCUGCGGAGGACGCCGAGCGUCACGCGCUGGAGGGCAGCGAGGCCGCUGAUGUGGACGCCCUGGUGACCGCGUGCCACAAUGCCCUGUGCGAAUGCGCGGCGGAUGCCCUCUGUGCGGCGGAGGAUGAGGAGUCUAAUUGCCGUGGCGACUUGGCCUCGGACGAGCAGGCAGCGUGGUUCGAGCUUGAGCGUGACGCCGUGGACGCUGCGGAGGACGCCGAGCGUCACGCGCUGGAGGGCAGCGAGGCCGCUGAUGUGGAUGCCCUGGUGACCGCGUGCCACAAUGCCCUGUGCGA
Molecule: messenger RNA, 2030 nt
Organism: Trypanosoma grayi
Lineage: Eukaryota; Euglenozoa; Kinetoplastea; Trypanosomatida; Trypanosomatidae
Exons: 1
Source: RefSeq, a predicted model, not a curated record